UAAACCUGCGCAGCUGCUUGUUAGCAGCUAACUGGUUACGCAGCAUCGUCUUUAGGCAGCUAAUCAAACAUCGGACCAAAGCCUAAAAACACCCUAGAUUACUUUUCCUUUUAUGAAAAUGAACGUUUCCCGCUGACUUCAGCGGACGGUGCUCGGUUGAACAACAGUGAGACGCGGAUGUUACCGUUAAAGAUUUAGUUUUGUUAGCAGCCGCAUUUCCCAUUUUUGGCCGAACUAGCUAAGGAGCUAACCGAAGAUAGCCUGUUAGCGUCUGUUGAUGGCGGAGCUGCGGAGCCGAUUUUAAAGAAAGCCGACUGACUUCAGUGGGAGUCACAUAAUCAGUCAACCCCCCUCAUUUCCAGGAUGACGUCCCAUCAGAGAAACUCGGUCCAGAUCCUGUCCAGCAGGGAGCGGGGGUCCCAGAACUUUGGCUCUCAGAGGCUCCUGCAGCUGCUAGUGGAGGAGAAGGUCCGCUGGAUGAAAUGGCAGAGUCAGAAAGUGGAGCUCCCAGAUAGCCCUCGCUCAACGUUCCUGCUGGCCUUCAGUCCUGACAGGACUCUCAUGGCCUCCACCCACGUCAACCACAACAUUUAUAUAACAGAGGUGAAGACUGGCAAGUGCCUCCAUUCUUUAGUGGGCCACCGUAGAACCCCCUGGUGUGUGACCUUUCACCCCACUAUUCCUGGCUUGGUGGCCUCUGGGUGCCUUGAUGGGGAGGUCCGGAUCUGGGACCUGCAUGGUGGGAGUGAAAGCUGGUAUACUGAGAGCAACGUGGCAAUUGCUUCACUGGCCUUCCACCCAACUGCUCAGCUGCUGCUGAUUGCGACCAACAAUGAGCUGCACUUCUGGGAUUGGAGCCGACCAGAACCCUUUGCUGUGGUGAAGACGGGCAGCGACACUGAGAGAGUCAGGUUGGUGAGAUUUGAUCCUCUGGGUCACAACCUGCUCACAGCGAUCGUGAACCCAUCUAGUCAGCAGAAUGAGGAGGAGUCUGAGGUUCCCAUGGACAGCGUGGAGAUGCCACACUUCCGACAGCGCUCCUUCCUGCCUUCCCAGCCAGUCCGCAGAACUCCCAUCCUUCAUAACUUUCUCCACAUCUUGUCGUCUCGUGCGCCGAGUUCUCAGAGCGGAGGCGAGCAUCCGCGGGCUCUUGGUGAAAACACAGGUAGUAUUGGAGAAUCUCCCAGUAUGCCUCUUGCCCAUUACCCUGGCUCUGAGCAUGGGCCCUCAUACCCUGGUUGCACUCAGCACCUGGGUAUGCUGUGCCUGUGCAGUCGCUGCUCCGUCAGCCGUAACCCUUCUCUGGCUGCUGGUGCUUCCACAUUAACUCCGUCUGACUCCAUGGUAUCGUCCGAUGUUCCAACGCUCUCCACAGCUUCCACCUUUUCCUCGGCCCGUACGGAACCCAGACAACCAUCAGAACGCCCCUCAGCUUUCACCUCAGUCUAUUACAGCGCCAGCACCUCUCUCAAUUCCGUCAUUCCAAGUGCGCUUGACUCACAUCCUGCGCCCAGGCCCGGACCUGAAUGGACCAGAAGCCUGCUGAGCAUGAGGGACAGUGGGGUAAAUCCAGCCAUGCUGCCUCCCAGGACCUCCUCAUCAUCCUCAGUCAGUCUUCUGUCAGUUCUUCGUCAACAGGAUGGCUCCUCUCACUCUCCCGUUUACACCUCUGCUACCGAGGGUCGAGGUUUCCCCCAACAAGGAGAGUCUGGGACCAGAGAUGCUGCUGGCACGAGCAGUGGCCAUCACCCCUUCUGGGACGGCUCGCGCAGCAACUCGGCGUCUUUCCGCAAUGUGCUGCAGUGCAACCUGAGCCGGUACUUCCUGGAGAUAGACCGCACUAACAUCGACCCAACACUAGGGGGCAGCCUGGCAGACGGCAGCCAGGAGCCCAGCCGAGAGUUGCUGAACAACAACAUGGACCCAGGCAGACCGAGUCAAUCUUCUUCCACUUCCUCUCCAACUAUCAUCCAUUACCAGCCUCCUCUCCCUCCUCCUCCCUCUGCCUCCCACAGCCUGGAGAACAACGCUCCUCCUCCUGCCUCCCGAGGCCACCUGAACCGCUGCCGAGCCUGCCACAACCUCCUGACCUUCAAUCAUGACUCCCAGCGCUGGGAGCGCACCAAUCAGGCCUCCUCCACCUCUGCUUCUGUUCCAGAGCCGCCCUCCUCCUCCUCCUCCUUUCCUUCAUCUGCAUCUUCUUGGCAGCCGGAGGAAACGAGGAGGACACUGGAAGCUCAAAACCAGGAUCUGAGGGUGUCUACAGAGCCCAGCGAGCAAACGCCCCCACCACCUCCUUCUCUUCCUCCUCCAAUAGGAGGAGCAGGAACUGUGGCCUUCCCCAUAGCCCCACCCCCAAGCCAGUCUGGCGAGCAGACAGUGGGCUUGGUGUACAACCAGGACACCGCACAGUGGGAAAGGGUGUACCGGCAGGCUGCUACUAGCCGAUCUAUUGAGACCCCCGAGGCCUUAAGCCAAGAAAUGCCUGUUGACCCCCCUGAUGAGGACUCCUUGAGGAGGCGACUGUUGGAAUCGUCUCUCUUAUCCUUGUCUCGCUACGACAUGUCCGGAUCAAGAGACCACCCCAUUUAUCCCGACCCAGCCAGACUUUCUCCUGCAGCCUACUACGCUCAGAGGAUGAUUCAAUAUCUGUCGAGGCGAGACAGCAUUCGCCAGCGCUCGCUGCGGUACCAACAGAACCGCCUGAGGGCCAUGUCCACAUCCUCCGAUAGCCCGAUAAGCAACCCGACCAAUUCCAUAGACAACAGUGAUGUGGACUUUGAGGAAGUGGAUGAUAACGGCGAACGAGCGAGACACCGGACGCCUCGAAACGCCAGGAUGUCCGCACCCUCACUGGGCCGCUUCGUCCCUCGACGUUUUCUCCUCCCAGAGUAUCUGCCCUACGCUGGAAUCUUCCAUGAGCGAGGGCAGCCAGGGCUCGCCACACACUCCUCUGUCAACAGAGUGCUUGCUGGAGCUUCAAUCGGAGACGGUCAGUCUGCAGUCGCCAGCAACAUCGCCAACACCACCUACCGGCUGCAGUGGUGGGACUUUACCAAGUUCGACCUUCCUGAGAUUAGCAACGCCUCCAUCAACGUUCUGGUGCCAAACUGUAAGAUCUAUAAUGACGCCAGCUGUGACAUCUCCUCUGACGGUCAGCUGCUGGCGGUCUUCAUUCCCAGCAGCCAACGGGGUUUUCCUGAUGAGGGCAUCCUGGCCAUCUACUCGCUGGCUCCACACAACCUGGGAGAGAUACUCUACACCAAGAGAUUCGGUACCGUUUCCUUUGAUGCUUCCGCUUCCUGCUGCUCUGUUGACUUUUCACUUGGCUUUGAUGAAAUUGCCUCCUCAGGUCCAAACGCCAUCUCCGUCAGCUUGUCUCCGUUGGGCUGCUAUGUGAUGGUGGGUCUGGCCUCUCGCAGGAUCCUACUGCAUCCCUCCACCGAUCACAUGGUGGCACAGGUCUUCAGGCUGCAGCAGCCGCAUGGAGGGGAGACGUCCAUGAGGAUGGUCUUCAGCGUGGUUUACCCCAUGGCUCCGGACCAGAGGCGCCAUGUCAGCAUCAACUCAGCUCGCUGGCUGCCGGAUCCAGCCAUGGGUCUGGCAUACGGCACCAACAAAGGAGACCUGGUCAUCUGUCGGCCUGUGUUUUAUCGAAGUGAUGGGGAGAGUCCUGCAGAGCCGAGCAGUGAGCCGUUGUUCUCCGUUAACAACAGUGGAACUGGACGGACCCGAGGUUCUGAGCGAGCAGGACCAAGUCGCUCAGGCUGGAGGCUGGACAGAGACAUGGGACUGAUGAAUGCCAUUGGUCUUCAGCCAAGAAACCCCACCCCCUCAGUGACAUCACAGGGAACCCAGACUCCAAUCAUCCAGCUGCAGAAUGCUGAGACACAGACAGAGAGGGACCUGUCAGAGCCCAGUGUGUCCCAGCUGCCUCUGACAGUGACUCCUGAAGCUCCAUCUACGAGUCGAGCAGCUCUGGGUCCACCUGAGAGCAUCAGAGGUCAUGACGGCGUCCAGACCGAGGACGCUGCAGCAGCUGGUUCUGGUCCAGCUGAGUCAGUGGACUUCGUCUCAGGUGAGGAUGCUCUGACACGGAUCCGCCGACUCAUCGCAGAGGGCGGCAUGACGGCGGUGGUUCAGAGGGAGCAGAGCACCACCAUGGCCUCCAUGGGCGGCUUCGGGAACAACAUCAUAGUCAGCCACCGGAUCCACCGUGGUUCCCAGACCGGCUCCGGGGCCUCCAGGCCUGUGACUGACCCCUCCUCGCAGCCCCUUUUUGUAGACCCGCCCUACCCCAGUCGCCCCCCCCAGGCUGUGGCCCCUCCUGAGCAGCUCACACCCAUGUGGGGCCCCCAGGUGCUGCGCGAGCCCCAGGUGGACAUGGACGAUGUGUUUGAUGGAGGACGAACAGACGAUGACUCCCUGCCGGGUCCUUCCUCUUCCUCACUGCUGCUGUCUUCCCCCUCCUCCUCCUCCUCCUCCCACAGCCCUCUCCCUCACUCUGAGGGUGGGCUGAACAGUUACCAUGGCGACCCGUACAGCAGGUAGUAUCCUCAGUGACUGAGAAGAGCAGAGUCCAGGGAUCUGCUCGACCCUUGAUGCUCAGAAGUUGGUGCUACUUAUCCCCCACCCCCCCACCCCCUACCCCAGCGCACUUAUAAAUCUGAGCUAAGACGUUACCACGAUCAUUCCUCGUCAGAGACACGCCUCCUUCCUUGUUUGUCCACUUUCAUUUUUGACAUAUGAGUGCCAUCUGGGAGGGGGGGGGGGACAUCUAACCUAGGGCAGCGUGCUGGUGGGCGGGGCUCCGGUCCACUAAGGGACAGCGUGGGACGUCCCACUGGAGGACAGCAAUCACUGAGACUGACGGGACAGAAGCGAGUGAAUCUGAUGUGGGUUGGGGGGGGGGGGGGGGGCAUAAUCUACUCCCCUCCCCCCCAUUGCACUACAGUGUGUUUGGUGCUACACAAAGCCUGAACAGGUGUGCGUGUGUGUGUGUGUGUGUGUGUGUGUGUGAGAGAGAGAACAUGUUUUAAUGAAUGAUGUCAUCAUGUGAACACAACUGUAUAAAACUUCUGAUCCA
Molecule: messenger RNA, 5086 nt
Organism: Nothobranchius furzeri (turquoise killifish)
Lineage: Eukaryota; Metazoa; Chordata; Actinopteri; Cyprinodontiformes; Nothobranchiidae
Source: RefSeq, a predicted model, not a curated record